Molecule: messenger RNA, 1655 nt
Organism: Pollicipes pollicipes
Lineage: Eukaryota; Metazoa; Arthropoda; Thecostraca; Pollicipedomorpha; Pollicipedidae
Gene: c12.1
Product: spliceosome-associated protein CWC15
Exons: 2
Coding region: 285-929 (214 amino acids)
Biological process (GO): mRNA cis splicing, via spliceosome
Cellular component (GO): catalytic step 2 spliceosome
Molecular function (GO): RNA binding
Source: RefSeq, a predicted model, not a curated record
UCUGGCGCAAAUAAUACUUUGGCGCAGUGACCUCUCUUACAGCCAGAGCAAUGUAACAACUAGGGCACAACCAGCUCAAGCACGUUGUUUUAUUGCGUGAGCGGUGGGGAGGCGUGGAUUGUAUUCAGUGUUUGACGUGUAAGACGCAAAGUCAUCUUCAGGCAUACAGUUGCAACGAAGAAGUCCAGACAGUGCUACUGGUGGGGAUACUGAAUUGCUGAUUGGGGUGCCUGUUGCACGUCUUUCGGUGUAUUGGUCAAGGCUAGCGCGUCGCGGCCGGGGAGAUGACGACAGCGGCGCGACCGACGUUCGAGCCCGCGCGCGGCGGCUCGUCGCGCGGCGAGAAGGACCUCUCGGCCAUCAGCAAGCAGUACUCGUCGCGCGACCUUCCGGCGCACACCAAGCUCAAGCAGCGCGAGGCGGGCCAGGGCACCACCGACGAGCUACGCGGCCGCGACUUCCGGCGCGAGCUGGAGGAGCGCGAGCGCCAGGCGCGUGACAAGCGCGGCGACGCGGCGGGCGGCUCGAGCCGCAGGCGCGCCGAGCCGCUGGCGCCGGCCGCGCUCGACGUGGACGACGUGCUGGACGAGGACGAGUCGGACGAGGAGAGCGAUGACGACGAGGCCGAGCUCAUGGCCGAACUGCAGCGCAUUCGCAAGGAGCGCGCCGCCGAGGCGGUGAAGCGGGACGCCGAGCGUAAGCAGGAGGAGGAGCGCAUCCGCAUGGAGAACAUUUUGAGUGGGAACCCGCUGCUCAGCUACAGCGGCGCGGCGGCCAAGGGUGACGCGCGCGUCAAGCGCCGCUGGGAUGACGACGUCGUGUUCAAGAACUGCGCUCGCGCCGAGCCCGAGCGCAAACAGCCGCGCUUCAUCAACGACGCCCUCAGAAAUGACUUCCACAAAAAGUUUAUGGACAAGUAUGUCAAGUGAUGUGUGAGGGUCGGCUUGUGGCUGCAGUGUGCGACACGUUUGCGCUCUUCGUGAUGGGGUUGGAGAUGGACGUCGGGUUGCGGUUUUCUGCGGACGUUCGUGAAACGAUAACGAGCCGUGUCUUGUCCAAUAGAAAGCCUCUGGAAUGUCAUGCCGCGCUAUGGGCAGUGGGUCAUUUAUGUCGUACUUGAUUUCGGUCCAAUAGAAAGCCUCUGGAAUUUCAUGCCGCGCUAUGGGCAGUGGUUCAUUUAUGUCGUGCUUGAUUUUCGACUGAUGGUGUCAUGGUGUUGCUAGCAACACCUAUGAUAAUGGACCGGCUAUGUGGUGUAGAGUAUUCUACAUAUAUUUGUGGGGGGGGGGGGGGGGGAGCCGAUGUGUGGCUUGUAAAGUUUGUUGGAAAACGCUGUGAAAUUUUUCGCCGUGUGUAGAUAGUAUCAUUUUCAUUGACCAGUCUUUCUGUUUAUCCUUGUUUCUGCGUUUCAACAAACUUUAGUAAAAGGACGAAGCAUGAACAGAAUCGAUAGGUCAAACACCCUGAAGUCUGCAUUUUGACGGCCAUUUUAUGUAUCGGCUGUCAUUGAACGAUAGCAAAGGGUUGUAAUGUAUAGAGGUGCAAAAUGGUGUGAAACGUGUCGGUAUUUCUUGCCGCGCUUGCCUCGCGCAUGUUUCCGUUGCUUCUCGCAUGUAAACGCCUUUUCAUUUCGCGCAAUAUACUCUGGAACGCCG